AUGAUCAACGACGCCGAUGUGAACGCGGUUUAUAUCGCCACUCCCCACCGAUACCACAAGCAAUACGCCAUCAUGGCGGCGCAGGCAGGAAAGCCAGCCUACGUGGAGAAGCCAAUGGGAAUGAGCCACGUGGACAGCUCUGACAUCCUUGCAGCCUUCCAGCGCGCCAAGCUGCCUCUCUUUGUGGCCUACUACCGCCGCGCCCUGCCCAACUUCCUCAGGAUCAAGGCCUUGCUGGAGUCCGGGGCCAUAGGGGACAUCCUGUCAGUGCAGGUGGUAUACCACCGGCCCCCUAACAAGUACGACUAUCAGUGGGCAAUUAGUGGGGUCCCCACUCAAAAAGAGCUGCAGACGAUGCUGCAGGAACAGCAGCAGCAGCAGCAGCAGCAGCAGCAGCAGCAGCAGCAGCAGGGCGGAGGGACCGAAGAGGGAAGUGGAGGCAGGGAGCAACAUGAGCGGCGGUACCCCUACCGGCCUUUACCCCAACACCACCCAGCAGGGGCGUCGCUCCACAACGCCACGCUCAGGUGGCGCGUGGAUCCGCUUGUGGGCGGCCUGGGAGGGUACUUUCGCGACAAGGGCAGCCACCAGCUGGACCUGCUCGACUUCUGGUUCGGCCCCGUGGUGGCAGUCUCUGGUUGGUCCGCCAAUCUUGCCGGCCUGUAUCCAUCUCCUGAUACAGUCACAGCCCACUUCCGAUUCGCCAAUGGAAUUGUCGGCACGGGCAGCUGGAACUUCGCAGCAGGCAAGUCCAGCCAGCAGGAGUACGGCGAGAUCACGGGCAGCUCGGGCAGAAUAAAGUUCCAGUUCUUCCUGUCCAAUAAGGUGGAGCUGUGGAACGACACAGGGCACUAUGAGUGGGAUGACCCGAGCCCAGAACACGUGCAACAGCCAUUACUAGCGACAGUAGUGUCGGCUCUUAGAGGUCUAGGGGAGUGCCCGAGUGUGGGAGAGAGUGCAAUUCGAACGAGCCUUAUUCUCGAUAAAAUUGUGAACGGGGAAAAGUGGCCGUGA
This is a messenger RNA of Closterium sp. Yama58-4, 1014 nucleotides long. Lineage: Eukaryota; Viridiplantae; Streptophyta; Zygnematophyceae; Desmidiales; Closteriaceae. The record is from the annotation of a GenBank genome assembly.